UUGUCGUGGAAGUAGGCAGGACGCACGGAGAGAGAUGCUUCCAGCGCCAUCGGUUCCUUCAGAGAAGAUUCCAUUACUACCGAGAGACCUCAGCAGAGCUCCCUCUCGAUGCUGCUUUAUCUGCCAUUCGCAUGAAGCAGGAGCAGAGCAGGAGCGCAACGCGACGAUGGCUUGCUUCUCUUUCUCUCCCUCCUUCCUCGCGUUCCCUCGUGAAGUGCCACCCAAACGACUGGCUCUGCCCAGAAGCGCGUCGCCUUUCCGAAUCGCUUGUUGUUGUUCUUCUUCUUCCUCUUCUUCUUCUUCUUCUUCUGGGGAUGCUUCCGGCGACCAGAGCUCGAGCAAUUUCUGCAUCAUAGAAGGGCCCGAGACUGUGCAGGAUUUCGUGCAGAUGCAAUUGCGGGAAAUUCAAGACAACAUCAGGAGUAGGCGUAAUAAAAUUUUUCUUCUCAUGGAGGAGGUGAGGAGACUGCGAAUUCAACAACGAACAAAGAGUGUGAAAGCCAUUAACGAGAACGGUGUGGAGGAAGCAGAUGAGAUGCCUGAUAUUCCAUCUUCCAUCCCUUUUCUCCCUCACAUGACACAGAAGACACUGAAACAGCUCUACUUGACAAGCUUAUCAUUCAUAGGUGGGACCAUUCUAUUUGGUGGUCUCAUUGCACCAACUCUGGAGCUGAAACUAGGUUUGGGAGGUACCUCCUAUGAAGAUUUCAUACGUAAUAUGCAUUUGCCUUUGCAGUUAAGUCAGGUUGACCCCAUUGUAGCAUCUUUUUCUGGUGGGGCUGUUGGCGUCAUAUCAACCCUGAUGUUGAUCGAAGCUAAUAAUGUCGAGCAACAAGAGAAGAAAAGGUGUAAAUAUUGUAAUGGAACAGGAUACUUGGCUUGUGCCAGAUGUUCAGCAAGUGGUGUGUGCUUGAGUGUGAACCCCAUUCUAGUAACUGGUGCUGCAGAUCGCCCUCUUCAGGUUCCCAAAACUGAGAGAUGUCCCAACUGCUCUGGGGCUGGGAAGGUCAUGUGCCCUACCUGCCUGUGCACUGGAAUGCUUAUGGCUAGUGAACACGACCCGCGGAUAGAUCCAUUCGACUAAACACAGUUUGCUGACGAGGGAAUGAUUAUAUGGUUUGUAGUGUAUGAAGAACAUUCAAUGGAGUGUUCAUCGUAACUUCAUGUUUGUUUUACAGAAUAAAGAAAUAAAACGGUGUUCCUUAGGGUAGACCUCUGGAGCGCAAAUUUUCCAACUUUUGGAGCCUCAGCAAACUCCAGUAUUGGAAUGGGAGCCAACGUGACGAUUACUUACCGGCCGCAUUGUAUACUAAACAUAGCAUUACGUUAUUGCGGUAAUACGAAAUGCGAGAACCAAGACUUGAGUUUGCUUAAAGUUCAUCCCAAAGCUGUUGCCUUUGCAUCCUCAAAUAUAUUAGAUUCCAGCUGAACUACAAAAAUGUAAAUCUGACUGGUUCAAAGUAGCAUGAACCUGAAUAUUAGCCAUCUGGUUUAUGUCGGGAUAAAGCUGCAGUGGAUGAACAGUUAUUCCCACAA
This is a messenger RNA of Syzygium oleosum, 1536 nucleotides long. RefSeq names its product protein ORANGE-LIKE, chloroplastic-like. The transcript is spliced from 8 exons. Gene Ontology annotation, cellular component: chloroplast membrane. Lineage: Eukaryota; Viridiplantae; Streptophyta; Magnoliopsida; Myrtales; Myrtaceae. The record is from RefSeq and is a predicted model, not a curated record. Bases 35 to 1084 code for a protein of 349 amino acids.